This is a messenger RNA of Symbiodinium sp. CCMP2456, 4071 nucleotides long. NCBI's taxonomy places the organism in Eukaryota, Dinophyceae, Suessiales, Symbiodiniaceae. The record is from the annotation of a GenBank genome assembly.
AUGGAUGAUGAGUGCAAUGGUGGCUGGCGGCAGUUGGGUUGGCUCAGCCCUUUAGCUUUGCGAUUUACUCAUGGGGAGAUCAGCAAUACUUUUCAAAAUGGCUUCAGCCUGGACAACACCAUCGACAAAUUUGCGACUGGUGCUUUGUCAGCCGAGCAUUUUGAAAGCAGCCCGCUCCAAGUUGUGUGGCAUGAUGGCUUUCUGUGGUCCUUGAGCAAUCGACGCCUUUAUGUUUUUCGCGUGGCUCAUGCACUUGGAUGCUGCAGCGUUUGCCCUUGUCACAUCCACUCUACCAGCACGAAGAUCAUUUCCAGAUUGGAGGAUGCGCUCAGCACCACUACCGGUGGGAAAAUUGUCAACAUUCGAGGUGGAAGCAGAUUCAGUGAUCUCCAGUGCGGGCAUCCUAUAUCUCAGCAAGCAAUCAAGCGGUUGCAGCUUCCAACAAUCGAGCAGUUCCUGCAACUUGCGAAGGCGUCAAUGGGCGCCACAGAAAGCGACAUGAAGGCCUACCACCAUAGCCUCAGCACGAACGGCUUCUCUACCGUCUCCACGUUAUUUGAACUAGCUUAUUACCAAGAUCCGGCCAAACUGGGUAUUCCUUUCCGUUUGCAGCAUUGCAUAGUGCAGCUGCUCCAGCGAGCCGAGCCUUUCCAUGACUGUGUGAAUCGACGCAGCGACACGAAGCAGCCGCACGAGAAAACUCUGGGCAAUGCAUCCACCAACUGGCCGCCUGCUGACACAUUCCAGACUCCACAGGGGCAUGGGGACUCAGCAGGAUGGAGUUCGACGUACGGUUUCGGCAACACUUAUGAGUGGGCGGCAAACACGGUGCAGGACUUUGCUUGCCGCCGUGAGCUUACGCGCACGGCCAAGAGAGACUUAGAGCAAUUGGCUCCCUGCGAAGCUGCGGAUGUUGUCCGCGCACUGGAAGCCGAGAAAAGAGGAAUCUCUUUGCAGCCGGCGGAGUGGAGUAAAAUUGUGUCCUCAAGGUGCACUGCCAAGGCGAGUGCUGGCGAGAUGGAUUACAACCUGCUUGUGCAGAUAGAAGAUUUUAUGCGAGAAAUUGGGAUGCAAGGGCAUUUCUCAUCAGAGACCCUGGGGGAGCUUGGAUCCACAUUACGGUCACUUUCGCCUCAAGAAGCAUAUGCGGUCAUGAAUGACCACCAGUUCGUCUAUUCGGUUCCCCGCGGCUUGAUCGACGACCCGGCAGCAGUCGCCCAACAAAUUGCGAAGCAGAUUCGUCGUAGUUUGGUUGAAGCCAAGAUCCAAGAGUUUGUAUCUUCCUUCGAGUAUUCUCACGCAACGGGCGAGUUGCUGCGCCAGCUUUGCCGAGUUAACCCAUCGAAAGCGGAUACUUUAAUGCAGCAUCACAAGGCCUCGCAUGGAGAGGCCAGCCUUGUCUGGCGAAUAACACAGGGUGCCAGCAACGGGUACGUUGGAAAAUCUACCCAUCCAUCGCAGGUUGAAAACCAUCGGCAGCUGGAGAGCGAGUGGUCGGAUGAUGAAGGCGUGCCCAAGCUUGACACUCAGCAAGGACGCGAAAAGACUGCCGCAACUGACCGCUUGCAAGCUUCCGGUGAUGGGAACAUAGAGCAGACCAGCGAGGCCGUCCAGCGACGUCAUUGCGAAGCUCAAGUGGUCAACGGACUCGCAUGGCCUGCAUGGGAGCAUGGGUUGACCUUGGCAGGCAGCUCCUCUGCAGGUGAUCACGCGGACAAGAGCAACAAAUCGACACAUGAAGUUGGAGCUCAGAGCGUCUCGGGCGAGAAGCCCAGAGAGCCUUCCAUGGGAGGUCAGGCUGCAACUGACCCCGACGACGCCUCUGAUAGUGAGCUUGACUCUGAAGUUGUUGGCGAUCUGCCCAGUUGGAAUCAAUCUGUCGAGCGUCCAUCAAUUUCCACUCGUUCCGUGGGAUCUUGGUCCACAACCAGGCAUGAAUCAAACCAGGCCUCCGCUCACUACAUCGUUGUGCUUGAUACUUCCGGAAGCAUGUCGUCCCAAGACUGCUGUGCUCAAGAUGGAACCUGGCACAGACGGAUCGAUGCCGUCAAGCUGAAACUUUCUGAGUUUGCGCGAGACAUGGGCCGGCAGCAGCUCAGUUCACAGACCAGCGACAUUUAUUCUUUCGUGACGUUCAACAUGAGAUUCAAGAUUCAGUUUGCCUUGCAGCCGGCCGACAUAGCUGCUGUCAAACUUGAGCGGGUGAGGGUGGAGCCACGUUUCCAGACGUCUUAUUCUUCUGGCUUUGACGGGAUCCGCGAAUGUGUAAGACAAGCGGACCAGUACAUCGAGACCAGCGGAAGACCAACGUAUGUGAUGUUCAUUUCUGAUGGAGAGCCCUGGGAUGCCGACGAGUUCAUGGCCAAACUCAGCGGUUUGAUGCAAGCUUGUCCACGGAUGCAGAUCAAUGCGGUAGCUUUUGGUCAUGCCUGUCCUGGUACAGCCGCUCAUCCCCUUGAAUGCCGUGCUGUCGAUUAUCUCUAUUACUUACAGCAGUUGGCAGCCAUAGGAGGUGGCAUUUGCACUUGGGCUGGGACUUCGCUUGCCAGCAUCAAGGGCGCUUUCCGCGCUGUCAGGAGUACAAUGACGACCACGAGGAAGAAACAAAGCCUUCAGGCAGCGACUGACGCAAGCUCAAGCUCCAAGCAGUGGACAAGCUCAAGGCAACAAGUAGAAGUACGAGAUGAUGAUGGAUCAUGGACGUCGGCGUCCAUGUUGCGCUUGAAUGCGACCGCUCGCACGUGCGAAGUUAUUCUUUGCAGUGGGAGCAGCUGCCAGAUCAAAGAAUUGCCGUGGAAAAGCGUACAUUGGCCCAGCGACGCUGACACUCCUUUUGUCCCGGAACUCGAACCUGCUAAACCCAGCCGCGUGCUUGCCACCUGGGAAGGCUGGGAACCGAUUUGUUGCGCGCGGCGGCUUCACUACCGCUUCGAUGGGAAGAGAUUUCAAAUCGACGAAGAGGUCACGACCACUGUGACAAGGCGGUUAAGGUAUUUCACGAAAGGCUCAAUGAGAAUCGUCCGCUACAUGCAUGACCAGCUGCUGGGUGGAAGACUUCUAGUGUGCAAGCAGCUGCUGGCGCGAGGAGGCUCAGCAGGUUCGCUGGCGAUCAAAUCCAGCUGCAAGGCUAGCAUGGAGCCCUUCUGCCGCAACACUGCCGUAGCUAGAUACUUCGCAAAGCGCUUCCGCCAGCGAGGUUAUUGUCUCGGCUUCUUGCAAGAUUAUUUGUACUGCCUCGACGACUUGCCCAGUGCACGAGAACAGAGUCAGGUAUUUAUGGGGGAAAUGCAUAUGGAUGGUGUUUUUGUCAAGUUCAACAACAAUGGUGGCUCCGUCAACAAAGAGGACCACAAGCAUCAUUGUGAUCUUGCGCAAGCAUUCAGCCACUUCACCUUCGACCAAUCGUACGGCGAACUCUUGGUGGUAGACAUUCAGGGGGUUCCUUCAGUGCAGAGCAACAGCAAGACUGUACUGCACUUGACGGACCCACAGGUGCACAGCCGCCACAACAAUUUUCCAUCCUUUGGGGAUGGAGACCUGAAGGAAGCUGGCAUCAGAAAGUUUUUUGCCACACAUCGAUGCUCUCGCAUUUGCGAAGCAUUGAAGCUCAAGCGAGCAAGUGACUACGAUUUCCUGCCGCCGCGGAUUACGCUGACCAUCCCGGGACUUUCGCGGGAGUUCUGGAAGGAGUUUUCGACGAGAACACUGCAGAAGGUUCGAAGACAGUUUGGCCUCGCAGACAUUGUUUACCCGAAUGAGAUCAUUGGAGAAGAUCUGGAAGUCAAGCUGUGGGGGAGGCUGAAGAACACUUCGCAAGCUGCCCAGGCAAUCUCCUGCUCCUUGGAGCAGCUUCUUCACGAGUGCUGCCAUCCGAUCUGGUUUGAGGAUGCUGGCUUUUAUUUGCUCCAAAUUCAAGCCAUGGCGCCGUGGAGUGUGCGGGCAUUUGUCUGGCCAAGAGGAGGCGAAGCUCAAGCCAGCCACCAAGUUUGGAUCUAUCCCCGCUCGGCAGGGCCGGCGGUAGAAGCUACAUUUCGGGCAAAUCACCUUAUUGGCAUGGCCACUUCGUGGUGA